CAGGCUAACUAAAUUCGUUCUCUGCGAGUUCUACAAGGAACUCUCACCACCACCAGCAACCCUGCCCGAUCUUCUAUCCCCGCAACACGACGCGCAGUAAUAGUCCUGCAGCGGGGGCGAGGGAGUUUCCGCUACCUCCGAGCGAGUCUUCCCUCCCCCAGAAAUCAGGCCUGCGAGUUGAGCGCCCCAGCAAGCGCGCAAAGGGUUACUAAGGCCGAGCAGUGCAAAAUUUCCUCCCCGGAGCCCCGCCCCGAUCACGCUCCAAAAGGGCCUUAGCGGCAGUGUUGGGAGUAGUUUCCGUCUCUUUGCAAGACAGUUGUAACAACGCCGCAGCUGCCAACAUGUCGACCAGUGGUCCCACCAGCUCUGGCCCUGCUUCUGGCAGCAACCGUCGUCUUCAGCAGACUCAAAGCCAAGUCAAUGAGGUGGUGGAUAUCAUGAGAGUGAAUGUGGACAAGGUUUUGGAAAGAGAUCAGAAACUGUCUGAGUUGGAUGACCGUGCUGAUGCCUUGCAAGCUGGAGCAGCUCAAUUUGAAACAAAUGCUGCCAAACUGAAAAGAAAAUACUGGUGGAAGAACUGUAAGAUGUGGGCCAUAUUGAUAACAGUUGUUGUUGUUCUCAUCAUCAUCAUCAUCGUAUGGAGUACGUCCUCAUGAGUUUUUUGGAAGAAACUUGAAUUUGAAGAGCUGUUUCAGCAAGGAAAUUCCAGUCUCUUACAUCAGACUUGCUGUAUUGUCAAACUUCUUGUUGCACAAAUCAAACACAUUUUUUGAUAGUGGAAGUAUUAACUUUUCUGUAGAUUAUGUGCCUUUAUAUAAAUGAUGCACUCUAUUUUGUUAAUGCUGUUAAAAGUGCCUGAGUUAAGAUGUGUGUAAACCAGGCAGGAAAAAGUUUAAGACUUCAGAAUUUUGUGAUUGAGAGUAUUGUGGCAGCAAUUACUACUUCUAGAACGUAUUUUAAAAGCUCACAAAUAUAUUGUCACUACCUCACCUCCUACAUAUGUUAAAAGGUUGCAAAGCAGCUCAUAUUCGUGCCUUCCUGGGAGGACAUUUACUCUUAGUAGUGCCAUAUCUGAACAACUUUUCGCUUAAUGCCUUCUUACCUAAUUUGGGAGGGAAUAGGAGCUGCUGUACAACAAGCACUAUGCUUUUUAAAUGAAGAUGCAUAGUCUGAUAAACAGAGCACUUAAUCACAGUGGCGUAUGUAUUUGGGACAAAAAAGCAUGAUCUUCCUUGUGUUAAAUCAUCACUUCUUGGUGCCUUUGCACUUGAACACCAUAAAGUGUUCUUAAUUUUUUAAAAAUUCUGAAUGUACUUUUUUUUCCUUGGCUAAAAAAACCCUGAAGCUAUAAGAAAGAAUUCUGCUAGCUUACCAAGAAGUGUUGCUAAAAAAUAACAUCACAUGCAUUUGGGCUUCCUUUGUAUCUUUUCUGCUUGGAUUGUCCAGGGAGAGGUACAUGAUUCACCUUUAUCAGAUAAAAUAGGACAAGGUUUUUAGGGCAGGUGGUGAUGAAACCUUGGAGUCAUCUGUGUCACUUUACACUGGGUGUGUUAGUCUUUUGUAUGAGCUAAGGUCCCUUCAUCAUGGGUCCCUUAAAACUGCAGGCAUGGAUGGCUCUUCUGAAAGGCUAUCAGAUGUACCCUACUAACAUGGCCAAACUUACAUAAGUGCCUCACAUAAGUGCCUCACUCUUGCCUCACUUUCUCUCUAGUGUUUAGUGGGUGGCAUUCUUCCCCUUUUUCUUGUAGUCUUCUGAGAUUUUUUUUGGGGGGGGAGGGGUUUCUGGCUCUUUGGUCCUGGGUUAAAACUGCAGGCAUGGAUGGCUCUUCUGAAAGGCUAUCAGAUCUACCCUACUAACAUGGCCAAACUUACACAGGUUUGUCUUAUUUUUCAUAUUUGCCAUGAAAGUGGUGGAGCUUUUUUGGCUUGCUAGAGAUUGUGGAGGGAAGGAAAGGAGUAGGUAGCAUAAUACACCUCGCACACUACUGCACAGUUUGUGAAUGUACAAGCAGCAUCUUUCAAGUUGUAUUGGAUGCGCACUUAAUAUUUGUACAAUCUGCUGGUUUGCAUUGCGUUUUCUUGAAACACUGUUAUGUAACUUUCAAAAUGCCAUAACAUUUUGCUGUCUUGUAACAAUAAAUGAUUUUUCAAA
Messenger RNA from Heteronotia binoei (common prickly gecko), 2152 nucleotides. RefSeq names its product vesicle associated membrane protein 3 (gene VAMP3). NCBI's taxonomy places the organism in Eukaryota, Metazoa, Chordata, Lepidosauria, Squamata, Gekkonidae. Gene Ontology annotation, cellular component: SNARE complex; plasma membrane. Bases 342 to 656 code for a protein of 104 amino acids. The transcript is spliced from 5 exons. Gene Ontology annotation, molecular function: SNAP receptor activity; syntaxin-1 binding. Gene Ontology annotation, biological process: vesicle fusion; vesicle-mediated transport; SNARE complex assembly. The record is from RefSeq and is a predicted model, not a curated record.